AUGCCAAAAUAUUAUGAAGACAAAGAGGAAGAUAACAGAGCCUGUGCCGGCAUCAGAGAGGACUUCAAGGCUUGUCUCCUUCAGCAUGACUGCGUUGUGAAGGAGGGCAAGAUGCCCAGUGAGUGUCUGAAGGAGGGCCACUGCAAAGCCCUGCAGACAUCCUUCUUUGAGUGCAAAAGGUCAAUGCUGGACACCAGAUCAAGAUUCAGAGGAAGGAAAGGAUACUGA
Menidia menidia (Atlantic silverside) is the source of this 228-nucleotide messenger RNA. NCBI's taxonomy places the organism in Eukaryota, Metazoa, Chordata, Actinopteri, Atheriniformes, Atherinopsidae. The record is from the annotation of a GenBank genome assembly.